This is a messenger RNA of Thalassophryne amazonica, 2182 nucleotides long. RefSeq names its product musashi RNA binding protein 1b (gene msi1b). Lineage: Eukaryota; Metazoa; Chordata; Actinopteri; Batrachoidiformes; Batrachoididae. The coding region runs from base 95 to 1141 and encodes 348 amino acids. The record is from RefSeq and is a predicted model, not a curated record. Gene Ontology annotation, cellular component: cytoplasm. The transcript is spliced from 15 exons. Gene Ontology annotation, molecular function: RNA binding.
CCUGCGUGUCACCCGGGGUCAAACCCGCCCCUCUCCGCCACCGGCCGCUCGUUUCCCCGCUCGGCUCGGCCCGGACGCACGACGAGGACACGGAAUGGAGACGGACGGCAGCCAGAGCGGCGUGUCCUCCGCGGACUCCCCCCACGACCCCUGCAAGAUGUUCAUCGGUGGACUCAGCUGGCAGACAACACAAGAGGGGCUGAGGGAGUACUUCUGUAAGUACGGCGAGGUGAAGGAGUGUAUGGUGAUGCGAGAUCCGGUUACGAAGCGCUCGAGGGGCUUCGGAUUCGUCACCUUUGUUGAUCAAGCUGGUGUGGAUAAAGUUUUGGCCCAAACCAGGCACGAGUUGGACUCAAAAACAAUUGAUCCAAAGGUUGCAUUCCCUCGCAGAGCGCAGCCCAAGUUGGUAACUCGAACCAAGAAGAUCUUUGUGGGAGGCCUGUCUGUCAACACAACUAUAGAGGACGUCAAGCAGUACUUUGACCAGUUUGGGAAGGUCGACGACGCCAUGCUCAUGUUUGACAAGACCACCAACAGACACCGCGGGUUUGGUUUUGUGACAUUUGAGAAUGAGGACGUGGUGGAGAAAGUCUGUGACAUCCACUUCCACGAGAUCAACAAUAAAAUGGUGGAGUGCAAGAAAGCUCAGCCUAAGGAGGUGAUGUCGCCCACAGGCUCUGCUAGGGGGCGCUCUCGCGUGAUGCCCUAUGGAAUGGAUGCCUUCAUGCUGGGCAUUGGAAUGCUGGGUUACCCGGGCUUCCAGACGGCCACCUACACCAGUCGGAGCUACGCUGGCAUCGCCCCUGGAUACACCUACCAGUUCCCCGAGUUCCACUUAGAGAGGACCCCCCUUCUGACUUCACCCCACCCCCCUGAGCUCACAGCCAUUCCUCUGACUGCGUAUGGACCGAUGGCGGCGGCGGCAGCAGCAGCGGUAGUUAGAGGCUCCAACCCUUCUCGCUCAGCGGGAUUUUUAGGUACGACCAGCCCCGGGCCCAUGGCAGACCUCUAUGGAACAGCCAGUCAGGAGUCAGCCGUCAGCAGUUACCUCAGCGCCGCGAGCCCCGCCCCCAGCACUGGAUUCAGCCACAGUUUGGGGGGACCUCUGAUUGCCACGGCCUUCACCAACGGCUACCACUGAGAGCGAGAGUGCGUUGGACUGAGAGCUGGAACUGAAGCUGUGCUGGAUCUGAUCUGACCCGUGUCUGUGUCCGCUCCACCUGAACUCUCAGACCCCACAUCGAGGUCGCCUGUACCCGGCCCACUCUACUGAUGCCUGACUAAACUCCACCUCUCCACAAAAGUAACAAAAAAGGAGGGUUGAUCACAUCGUGUAACUCCAACACGUGCUGAUGCUGUAUUUUUUAAUAUUUUUGAAGCAUGCAGUUUUUUUGUGAUGCUGCAUUGUAUUUGAUCUCUUUUAUAGUUUUGUUUUUACUCCUGAUUCUGAGAUCUGUGAGACAGAGGAGAAGUUCUCUGCAGGCAAAGCCUGACUCCAGGCCCCGAGCUGUACUUUUUAAUGGAAAACUGUAUAUUGUCUUUAGUUCAUACUGAAUUUUAACUAACACUUGUUGUUAAUGAUGUUUCAAGCUAAUAAUGUGUCACAAAGUGUACAUCUUGAUAGUUUUUAACAAAGACUUGUCAAACUAAUAAUGGUUGUUAGUUAUAGUUACACCAGCUGUACAAUUUUGUAAGAUAUUGUAAAUAAGUUGUGCUUAAGCAGGUUUUUGUUCUGGGAGUCGGAGGCUUUAGAGAAACGGAGCGAUCGUCUUUUUCAUCAGUCUGUUAGAAAUUUUGACUGUUACGUCAGAUGAUAAAUGAUUCCUGUCUGCAUUUAAAGGGGUCAUGUUACACACCUUAUCAGCAAACUCAUGUAGCUCACCAGAUGUCUUAAAGGUCCUAGAGAUGACCGAAGCACCGGAAACAUCUCACACCACAACAUUACCCCCCCCCCCCACACACACACAAACACACUUGAAAAGGAACACUAGUUCAAAGUCAAGGUGGAGUCCUUUAGUAGCUCAAAUGGUUCUCAGUCCAGAUCUCUGUUGAUUGUAGUCUGACUGCAUUCUUGGUCUAAAGCCUUGGUUUCCUGGACAGGGAGGAACUUCUGUGAAGGAGCUAUGCUCUUCCAUCCUGGUCAUCCAAAACUCACAUGCUCUAAUCGUGCAUGUGCAUCCAG